Molecule: messenger RNA, 3337 nt
Organism: Choloepus didactylus (southern two-toed sloth)
Lineage: Eukaryota; Metazoa; Chordata; Mammalia; Pilosa; Megalonychidae
Gene: FRMD8
Product: FERM domain containing 8
Exons: 11
Coding region: 114-1493 (459 amino acids)
Biological process (GO): negative regulation of canonical Wnt signaling pathway
Cellular component (GO): cytoskeleton; plasma membrane
Source: RefSeq, a predicted model, not a curated record
GCGUCGCUUCCCGGCGAGCGGGAUCUCCAUCGAGUGCUGUAGUCCAGGCUGGUGGCGGGGCCGGAGUCAGGGCCGGGGCCGGGGCUGAAACGGCGGGCGCUGGUCCCUGCGAGAUGGACGGGCCGGAAGGCAGUGCCGGGCUGCCGGGCCCCGCUGAGCGGUCUCAUCGAAGCAGCGUGUCCUCCGUGGGAGCCCGAGCAGCUGAUGUGCUGGUGUACCUGGCGGAUGACACGGUGGUGCCCCUGGCUGUGGAGAACCUGCCUUCGCUCAAUGCCCACGAGCUGCACCGCGCAGUCCGUGAGGUUCUGCAGCUCCCGGACAUCGCCCUGGAAGCCUUUGCCCUCUGGCUGGUCUCCCCGCUGCUGGAGCUGCAGCUGAAGCCCAAGCACCAGCCCUACAAGCUGGGCCGCCAGUGGCCGGAGCUGCUGCUGCGCUUCACUGACGCCCCGGAUGACGACGUGGCCGUGGAUGAGCCUUCCCUGCAGUUCCGCCGGAACGUGUUUUUCCCCAAGCGGCGGGAGCUACAGGUCCAUGACGAGCAGGUCCUGCGGCUGCUCUACGAGGAGGCCAGGGGCAACGUGCUGGCCGUGCGGUACCCGUGUGACGUCGAGGACUGCCAGGCCCUGGGUGCCCUGGUGUGCCGCGUGCAGCUCGGGCCCUACCAGCCUGGCCAGCCUGCUCCCUGUGCCCUGAGGGAGAAGCUGGACUCCUUCCUCCCCGCCCACCUCUGUAAGCGGGGCCAUGGUCUCUUUGCCGCCCUCCGGGGCCGUGGGGCCAAGUCUGGGCUGGGAGAGCAGGACCUGCUGGAUGCCUACCGCGAGGUGAAGGAAGCGGGUGGCAGCGACAGCGAAUGUGAGGCCUCCCUGAGCACCCACUACCGCGCCUACCUCCUCAAGUGCCACGAGCUGCCCUUCUACGGGUGCGCCUUCUUCCACGGCGAGGUCGACAAGCCGGCCCAGGGCUUUCUGCACCGGGGCGGGCGCAGGCCGGUGGCUGUGGCCAUCAGUCUGGAGGGUGUGCACGUCAUCGACAGCAGGGAGAAGCACGUCCUGCUGGGUCUGGGCUUCCAGGAGCUGUCGUGGGACCACACGUCCCCCGAGGAGGAGGAGCCCAUCCUGUGGCUGGAGUUCGAUGGGGAGAGCGAGGGCACGCCCAUCAACAAGCUGCUCAAGGUCUACUCCAAGCAGGCCGAGCUGAUGAGCGGCCUCAUCGAGUACUGCAUUGAGCUGAGCCAGGCCACAGAGCCCGCCGCCGCCCAGGAGCCCACGGCCGGCGCCUCCGUCCAGUCUGCCCUGCGUCCCCGGCUGCGGAGACAGGGCAGUGUGGUCUGCAGCCGCAUCCAGCACCUCUCCACCAUCGACUAUGUGGACGACGGCAAGGAGAUCAAGCGGGUGAAGCCAAAGCGUUCCACAUCCUUCUUCAGCCGGCAGCUCUCCCUGGGCCAGGGGAGCUACAGCGUGGUGCAGCCCACAGACAGCCUGGAGCAGGGCUGAGGGCAGCAGCGUCAGGCGGGAGGGGAGUGCGUGGAGGCCCCCCACACCUGGCCCUGUGCCAUCCUCCCCGUGAGGAGGGGGCCAGGCCGAGAUAGUCCCCGAAAGUGAAGGAGGGCCUCCCACCCCCCCAGUUGCUCAGGGUCUGCAGGUGUUUCAGACCUCGGAGAAGGGGCUUCUGGGCCUGGGAUGAUGCCUGGGCUGAGGACAGCUGGCCAGUGGGCCACGCCUCAGGCUCCCUCGUGCAGCCUCCCCCCUUCCCCUGGGCUCUGGGCCCAGCUGCUAUCUCAGGACCAGCUGAUCAGGCCAUGGCAGCCCCUCCCCACCAGAGACUUGCCUUUGUGCCCCUCUCAAGGCACACGGUGUCCCCUGCUCUGAAACGCCACCUCUCAUCCAACCCAGUGGUGGCUCUGGUGGCAGAGGGCCAAGGAUUGGGACUUGGGGCCAGUAGGUCUGGUUCAUGCCUUUCGUCUUUCCCUUGGACUUUGGUGACCAACCACUUCCCCACAUUUCUUCUGCUAGCAUUCCACCCACACGUGCCAGGCUGGGCCCUCACUCCCCGGACGGCAGGGAGGGGCCUCGCCGCUGCGGCCCCGGGCAGACUGGGCUCCCUGCAUCCUGUUUAGGGCUGGCACAGCCCUGGGACCGAAGGGAGAUGGCAGGGCUCAGGGACCCUGUGCUCUUCACUCAGACCCCCUCACAGGUACGGGACUCUAACGAGAAGAAAGGCGCCUUUCUUAGCCUUUAGUGACGUCACUGUGCUGCGAGGGGGCUGCCCACGGACAGACAAGUCUGCCAGACCCGCACGCCAUGCUCGGUGCAAAGCUCCCAGAAGACCCCUUGGGCCCAGUGGCUCUCUCAGCAAACCCACCGAGGCCACCAUUUCUCCCCAGCCUUGUUCUGGGAAAAGACAGGCUUUGUUUUGUUUUUGUUUUGUUUUUCCAUCUGCUUUAAUUUGAAGCCUGUGAGCUCUGGGGCAUCUGGCUCGUCCUCAGAGAUGGCUGUGGGGUUUUGCCUGCCUCUCCCUCUGGCCUGGCCCCUGGGCAGCCCGUGCAGGGAAAGCCCGAGCAACACAAGAACAUUGGAAAGGAGAUUUUGAGAUGGGUCCUUGGCUUUUCUUUGGCUCGACUUGGCCCUCCUGGCAGCAGGCGGACAAGAGAAGGAGCGGGACUUUCCCACCCGGGGACCCCUCCGUGCCGGGCACAGCAGCGCUCACAGGUGCUUCCCGGGCCUUCCCUCAGGAAACAGGCAGGGCCCGGGCGGCACAGGGCGCUGCUUUGUCUUCCCUCUAGGAGAGGAAGUGGGAGCCAGGUGCACUCAGCCCCAGGGGCACCAUCCCAUCCUCCUCCCCCUGGGGACGGCCAGGUGUUCAGCGGUGCGUUUGCCUUCAGCAGCAGGGGCUUUGUCAUAACACAUAUGUGGGAAAGAAAAGGUCUGGGCGGUGUCCCCAGGCUUCUGGAGUGUUCUGGCCAAGGACUGGUUGUCACUUGCCACAGCCCCCCUGGAGUCAUGGCCUCCAUGAGUGCUGCCCAGCCCUGUGCCUGCUCCUGCCCAGGCCAGUCUGCCUCUGUGGCCCCUGGUUGUCUUGGUCCCACUGUCUGUUUUGAUUCUGGAUGAAUCUCUGAUGGGAAAGUCGGGGUGCCUGGUUGUGUGUGUGUGUGUGUUGACACAAAUACUAUGUUUUUACUUUUCAGCCUCUUUCUCAUGUUUUCUAACCAUCCAUUGUGCCUUAAGUUUCUACCUUCCCUUUGAACAAAGCAGUAUUUUACUGAGUGCCCAUUGAAUAUUCUCACUCUUUUGUAUCAUGUGAUUCAAUAAUGAUAAAUUCAAUAAUGAUAAAAUCUGUU